Messenger RNA from Pelagomonas calceolata, 1482 nucleotides. The record is from the annotation of a GenBank genome assembly. NCBI's taxonomy places the organism in Eukaryota, Pelagophyceae, Pelagomonadales, Pelagomonadaceae.
AUGCGCCUCACGCGCAAUGCCAAGGUCGGCCAGACGCCGGCGCAGCGGGCGCCCGUGACGCCGCGGAGCGCGCGGCGGCGCGGCCGGACGCCGGGCCUCAACCUCGGCGUCGCCGGCGCCGCCGCGUCGUUCGCGGGGACGCGGCGGCCGCCGUCCGCCGGCGCCACGCGGCGGCCGCCGUCCGCCGGCGCCACGCGGCGGCCGCCGAGCGCCGGCGCCACGCGUAGAGCUGUGGUGACGCUGACGCCGCGGCAGCUGACGCGCCCCGCCGCGGCCCCUGAAGAGACUAGGUCGUUCGCGGAGCUCUACGCCGCCGAGAUGGGCGCGACGGCGCCCGUGGUCAGAGAGGGCUGGCGCGACCAGGCGUCGCCCGAGCGGUGCGCCAUCCCGGCGGCGCAGCCCAUCUCCACGACCUACGAGAAGCCGCCCGCGACGCCGCCGCGGCCCAAACUGCGCGUGCGCCUCCCGUCGGGCGCGGCGCCGCCGCCGCCGCCCUCAUUAAACGUGACCUUCGGAAAAGCCGUCGCGUCGCCGAACGUCGUGCUGUCGCCGCCCAUGUCGCCGGCGGGCCGCGCGGCGCUCGACGAGGGCCUGUCGCCGCACCCGAACAAGUACUGCGAGACGGUGCGCGAGCGCAACUUGGAUCGGGACCGCGUGCCGCGGCCGCUGAGCCGCAGCUGGCGCCGCGCGCGGCCGCUGACGCCGGCGGCCGCGCGCGCGUUCCGGCGCCAGCGCGACUGCGAGGACGCCGCGGCGCUCGAGGGCUACCGGCGCGAGCGCGGCACCAUCGAGCGGCUCGCGCGCGAGGCCGAGCGCCAGGCGGUGCUGGUGGAGCCCUUCGCCGACGCGGAGGCGCUGCGGCGGGCGCCCGCGGAAGUCGCGGGCCCGACGCUCUGCGUGUCGCUGCCGGGCGGCUCGGCGUGCCGCGUGUCCGGGCCCCGCUUCGACGCGCACACGUGUGCCGUCGUGCUCCACGCGCUCGAGUGGCACCGGCACCUCCGCGGCGCGCAGGACCCGGACGCGGCGCUGCGCGACGCGCUCCGGCGCGCGCAGUGCGGCGCGUCCGUCCUCGACGCGGCGCGGGCGCGCCUCGCCGCGGCGAACGCGCGCGAGCACGAGCUGCGGCCGCGGGGCCCGAAGCGGCCGAAGACGAAGAAGAAGGGCUCCGCCGCGGGCGGCGCGCGCGCGGGCUGGCGCGUGGCGCGGCGCGCCGCGCGGUCCGCGGCGCGCGCCGUCGCCGACCUCGAGAACCGGCUGAACGCGGUCCUCCUGGACGAGCGCGGCGAGCCGUCCGCGCGCUUUCGGGUGGGCGCGACGAGCGUCGUGGUACGCCUCGUCCGCGCGAUGACGCCGGACCCGCGCCCGGCGGGCGCGCUCUUCCGCGGGCUCGCGAACGAGGCGACGUCGCCGCGGGGGGCGCACCGCAAGGACCUGCCGCCGCACGCGCUCGGCCGGGCCGGGCCCCUGACGCACACGGGAUAG